Daldinia caldariorum is the source of this 1056-nucleotide messenger RNA. RefSeq lists its product as uncharacterized. Bases 1 to 1056 code for a protein of 351 amino acids. NCBI's taxonomy places the organism in Eukaryota, Fungi, Ascomycota, Sordariomycetes, Xylariales, Hypoxylaceae. The transcript is spliced from 2 exons. The record is from RefSeq and is a predicted model, not a curated record.
AUGGAUACAGAUACGAUCCCAGUCACCGGCGUUGAAGAACUAGAGAAGCAUCUAGACGAACUCGUUGCAGAUCCGAAUCUAGACCUGAAUGCUAAGCUUUUCGACCAUGUAGAGCUUCAGCUUACUGACGCCAAUAUACCACCUCUCAUCCCGAAGCUUCUCCCAAAGCUCACAGAGAUUCUCAAGAAAUACCCCCAGGAUCCCAAGAUUUUAUGUAGCUUAGCCAUCAAGCUUCUCGCCCCCCUGAACUUCACCCAAAUAUUAUCUUUGGCUUCCGAAGAAGCUCUCAUACUAGCUCUACAGUCCCCUGCUCCCUCAGCAAACAUUCUCGCCAUGACUGUACUUGAGAAAGCAGCCAAGUCUCCUGGCGAUGCUGCCAUCCUUGCCAUGAUGAAUAGCAUGAUUAAAAGCUUUAUCAUACAAUGGCUGAGUGCGCCGCAGGUGGAAGUCGGUGAGAAAGGAUCCAAAAUUUUGGGGGAUCUUUUAGAUAUUGACUGCGACACUCGACCACCUGAUGGCUUAUCAGUUAACGGAAUGGAAAUCGUGGUCAGAAAGCCUCCUGGUCAGGGGCUUUUAUGGAGGAGAAUUUUCAAUGAUCGCGACAUUUAUGACCUCAUACUGUCACUUUGCACGAACCAUCCUCUCGGUACCCAACAGCAGUCGCUUGCCCAAGGUCGUUUACUCCGGGUCUUACCUCGUCUGGCUGCUUUGAACUUCCGUGCUGUUACUUGGUCCGACUUCGCCGACUUGAACCAGAAGUACACCGAUUCCACUAACAACCGCGGGAUCUUGCAUUUUGCCGCUCUCUUCAUGGUUGAUAAAGAGGACAUGCUAAUGCAUCUCAACCUCAUCGACUUUUUCGAAGCCCUCCUCAGUAUUCAACGGAUUACACCUUUUUCUACCCACAAGAUUGAUACUCUUAAAAAUAUUGUGAGGGAUGCUACCGCACAGGAUAAUGUCCUGAAGGCCGCAAUCCUGACCUUGCCUGAGCGAACAGUGCCCGAAGAAGCUGAUGAACUUCGUCAAUUCAUCCAAGAAAUCUUGAAUUCUGAAUAG